AUGGUCUCGAAGAAGCAUGACGAAUACGACUACCCUAAGGCGGAGUAUCAACUGGUCGAUUAUUCUGACGGGUAUUACAAGUACGAGGACGACAAGAGUACUGAGGAUGUUGGGAAUGACAAUGACGACUUGCCUGAUGACUAUCACUUGGCAUCGGCCGCCAAGAAGAGGGGCUGCUUUCCUAAAAACGCUACUAACAAACUAAAACACUGGCUUUUUCAAAAUCUUACGGUAAAUUUUUGGGGGAAAAAGAUUGUUUUAAAGGUUGAAAUUUCAAAAAUUAAAUUUGGUUUUUAUUUUCUGCCCAAAAAACGGUUUUAAAUUUGAUUUUUGGCUACAUAAAAAUGACCUGAAAUGUAAUUUUGUUACCUAAAAAUGACCUGAAAUGUAAUUUUGUUACCUAAAAAUGACCUGAAAUGUAAAUUUGUCACCUAAAAAUGACUUGUAAUCUACUUUUGUUACCUAAAAUUGACUUGAAAUGUAAUUUUGUUACCUAAAAAUGGCUUAAGAGUUUAAUUUUUAUAUCAAAAACUAGGCAUAAACCUGAUUUAUUAUCUAGAAAUUCUUCUUGUUUGUUACCCAAAAAAUAGCUUUUAAAGUUUAUUCUUAGCCACAAAACGAUUUUAAAAUAAAUUUUUUUUUAAUUUUUAAAAUUUUGCAAUUUAAAAAAGUUAAAAAUAAGGUCAUAACUUGAUUAAAAAUCAAUAAAAAGUCGAAAAAAUUCAAAAUAACUGCAGCUUAACACAAAUAGAUAUAAAAAUAUAUUGCACUUUGCUGUGUGAAAUUACCGUAUGCUCCUAUACUACUAAUGCUUUUGCACUGCACUUUUUUUACAAAAAAAUUUUUUUUUGGUUUUGGAAAGGUUGUUAUCACUUACAUUCUUACUUUAUCACUAACUUUUUUUUUCUUUGAAGCUUGUCAUACCCUAACCUCUUCAGUGAUGAUGCUCAUGACCCAGCUUGUCAUUUUUGGCUGAGAGAAGGGGUCUUUAUCUCCUCCUUACAUUUUUUUGCACUGCUUAACCUUGCCCAGUUAUGGUUUUACUAUUGCACAGCUUGAUAUUUUAUUUAACUUUAACUAUAGAGCAUUUAAAAAGUUUUGUCGUUUUUUAAUACUAGUUUCAGCGAGAAAAACAGACAAAACUUUUUUAAUGUUUGGUUUUGAUGAUUUUUCUCUUUUUCUUUGAUUUAUUCUUUAUUUUCUACUUUUAUGUCAUCAUUUAUGGCUCAUAUUACAUCUUUUUUAAAUGAUUUUCAACUUUUUUUGAAAUUUCAAAAUUUAAAAAAAGUCUCUGUACCAACUCUCAUUUGACCAUUCUUUUAAAGGUGAUGACAAUGUCUCAAACGGCUCAUUGAACGAAGAUGGACGUGACUCGGUGAACAGUGAUGGCAACGCACCGUCCGAACGGUCGAAACGAAAAGUGCCCAAGGUGUUUAGCAAAGAGGCUAUUACCAAGUUCAGGGCAUGGCUUUUCCAGAAUCUUGCGGUUAGUAUUACUUCAGACUAGCAAUUUUUAAAAGUGGCAUUUUAGGGUUAUAUUGAUUAAAAAUGACGUUUAAAAUGUUAUUUUCAAAGAAAAAAUUGAAAAAAACCAACUUUUAGGUACAAAAAUAGUGCAAAAGCAUACUAAAGAGCAUACGGUUUACAAAGCAAACUUACUGUAAUAAAAGCUACAGUAAUCCUACAUAUAAAACAUUUUUAAAAUUUUAAAGUUUUGCAACUCUUUUAGGCUUAUCUUAUUUAUUUUUCAGCACCCAUACCCAUCAGAAGACCAGAAGAAGCAGCUGGCUGGAGAGACAGGUCUGACAAUUCUACAGGUCAAUAACUGGUAAGUGAAAUAUCUUAUAACAAUUUUUAUGGUUUCAUAUACAUUUAGGCUUAAAAAUGAACUUUUAGGCUUAAAAGUGAAUUUUAGACUUAGAACUGAUGUUUUAGGCUUAAAAUGAAACUUAGGUUUAAAAAUGAACUUUUUGGCUGAAAAAUGAAUUUUAGGCUUAAAAAUAAACCUUUAGGCUUAAAAAUGAAGCUUAGACGUAAAAAUGAACUUUUAGGCUUAAAAGUGAAUUUUAGACUUAGAACUGAUGUUUUAGGCUUAAAAUGAAACUUAGGUUUAAAAAUGAACUUUUUGGCUGAAAAAUGAAUUUUAGGCUUAAAAAUAAACCUUUAGGCUUAAAAAUGAAGCUUCGACGUAAAAAUGAACUUUUAGGCUUAAAAGUGAAUUUUAGACUUAGAAAUGAUGUUUUAGGCUUAGAAAAGUGGUCUUAGACUUAAUGAAGUAGGGCUUACAGAUAGAUAGAUUUUAAGCUUAAAAUUAGGACUUUAGUCUUAAAAAUGAGAGUUUAAGCUAAAAAAUGUAUUUCAAAUUGAAUCCAUUUCCUUUCAUUUUUAUUUUCUUUUUGCUUUGUAAACAAAGUUCCUUCCACCUUUUUCUAAUCUCACAUAAACCCGUUACAUAUUCAGUGUUCUUUGAAAUUGUUUUUGAAAAACCGCCAGAAAUCCCUUUCCAUCCCGCAGUCCCAUCACACUUGAUGGAUGGGGCCAGCUGCUCAUUGCAAGAAAAUUGUCGCAAUCUGCAUUUUAAGGUUUUUGGAGAGAGUGUUGAGGAAGUAGAGAUUGGUUAGAGAAAGAGAUUUUGGAUAAAUUCAAGAGAAAAUAGCGUGUGUAAUGAAGAGAACUGUCGAGUUGGAGAUUAAAAAUUUAAUACAGUAAAACGGCUUAGGUCUAAAAUAAUAUUCGUAAACUGAAAUUGACCUUGUAAGUCUGAAGGUAUAAUUACAUACCUAAAAGAUAUUUUUUAAGAUCUCAGUUUAGUUUUAAAGCUGAAAUUUCAUUUUUAAGCUUAAACUUUAUUUUUAAGCCUAAAAUUUCAAUUAUAAGCCUUAGAUUGAUUUUUAAGCUUAAAAUUCAUUUUUAAAACUAAAACGUCGUGUUAGGUUUCAUUUUUAAGCUUAAAAUUGCAUUUUUAAGCCUAUGCUUAUCUUUAUAAGCCUAAAACUCAUUGCUAAGCUUAAGAUGUUACUUUUAACCCAAAAAUUUGCUUUUUGAGCCUAAAACUUCAUCUUUAAAACUAAAAUUCAAUUUUUAACUCUGAAACUUCAUUUUUCAAUCUAAAGUUUAUCAUUUUUAAGCCUAAAAAUAAUUUCUAAACCUAACUUUAGUAAAAUUUUAUCUUUUGGCUCAAAUAAUCAAUAUUUGCAACCCUUUCUACAAUUUUUCCUAAAAUUCAUCGUUUUCAGGUUCAUCAACGCCCGCCGCCGGAUCGUGCAGCCAAUGAUCGACUCGAACAAUCGUGCCGGUAACAGUUCAAAUUGUCAGGUUUUUCGGAAUCGCCGGAGGAAAAAUUCGGAUAAAUCGCCGUCGCCCGAAUGUCGAGUUUCGGUACCACCAGCACCAGGUUCGGUUGGAGCAGCUACGUCGACGACGUAUAGUCCAGACCCUGCAAUGUUAGUGUCUCCGGCGACCAGUACGUACCCCAUGUUUGGUGCUGGAUAUCCUGGGUUUGGGACACCGUAAGGUUUUUGGUUUUUGGAUAUGAUUCUUCGAGCCUAAGCUUUAUUUUUUAAGCAUAGAAUUGAGUUUUAAGCCUAUGAUCAAUUUUUCAAACUAAAAAUUAGGUUUUUAAGCUUAACUUUCACCUCUAAGCCUAAAAACACAUUUUAAACACAAAUUUGAGUUUUUAAGCCUAAAAUUUAUUUUUAAGCAUAAAAUUCAUUUUUAAGCCUAAAGUUCCUUUUUUUAAGCUUAAACUUGGUUUUUUUAAGCCUUAGGCUUAUUUUUAAGCCUAAAAUUCCUUUUUUUAAACCUAAAUUUGGUUUUUUAAACCUAUACUUCAUUUUUUAAGCCUAAAAUUCAUUUUUAAGCAUAAAAUUCAUUUUUAAGCCUAAAAUUCCUUUUUAAGCCUAAACUUGGUUUUUUAAGCCUAAGCUUAAUUUUUAAGCCUAAAAUUCCUUUUUUUUAAACUUAAAUUUGGUUUUUUUAAACCUAUACUUCAUUUUUUAAGCCUAAAAUUCAUUUUUAAGCAUAAAAUUCAUUUUUAAGCCUAAAAUUCAUUUUUAAGCCUAAAAUUUCUUCUUUAUGCCCAAAUUUCAUUUUUUAAAAUUAGGUUUUGGCCUUAAGCUUAAAACCUUAUUUCUUAAGCCUAAAAUCAAAACUUUUUAAUUUUCAGAGGUUUUCCAUCCCAAAUGUUUAUGCCUGGAAUGGUAGGAGCGUACAACAUGACACCGAGCAAUUUGACUGGCAGUUGGGUCGAUUUCAGCUCUAAUCUUGGCUCUAUGGACAAUUAG
Bursaphelenchus okinawaensis is the source of this 4283-nucleotide messenger RNA. Lineage: Eukaryota; Metazoa; Nematoda; Chromadorea; Rhabditida; Aphelenchoididae. The record is from the annotation of a GenBank genome assembly.